GUUCUGCCAUACUUCAGGCGCGACGCAAAUUCUUGUCGCGUCAAACAUCUUCUUCUCUACCCGGCUCAUAGAGAGGGAUAUGACAACUUUUUGUGAGGAGGCAAAUACUGUUAAUACGCAACUCAAUUCCACGCCCAUUGACGUCUCUAUUCUGCAAGAGCCACCGACUUUGCCGGAUUCACCAGUCCCCAUUGUCGCAGAAGUGCCAAUCGUCUCACCCACCAUUACACCGACGACUACACCUACGAUUACACCGACGACAAGCACUAGUCGAGUUUCACGCCAACGAACAAGCGCGCAACACAAUGUAGAAGAUUCAAAGGCGCGGCGUCAAACACGCAGGAAGAACAAAAACAAAGAGAAGAAAGAGGACAAAGGCAAGCCUGAUCAGCGACGGCCUCGGAACUGGAAACCCAAGACCACACUUGUGGCUGGGAAGCCUGUCGUCUCAAGACGGCCAUCUAGGAGAAAUGCGGAAUCUGCGCUGUGGUUCUUAGAUGGCAGUGGCAGAGCUUGCUCAAUUGCGGCAUCAUCAAGAUGAAUAUCACAUGUUAAGAGGGGACCUGGAGACUCGAGCACCAGUUGGAUUGAGGGAGAAGCAUACCCGUUAACCUGGCAGGGCUGGGGGCAGCGAGCAGCUUUUUUCCCCUGAUAUAAACUGACUACCUCUUUUGUUCUUUGAUGCCACUUACGCAUCACCUUUCUAGGCAUGGCCGUAAAUCUGACAGGGUUGGAGGCAGCGGCGCAGUCUUUGAAGGGUUCAGGUCUGAGGUGCUCUCGAUAUGUGUAAC
Trichoderma harzianum CBS 226.95 is the source of this 791-nucleotide messenger RNA. RefSeq lists its product as hypothetical. Bases 80 to 541 code for a protein of 153 amino acids. The transcript has a single exon. NCBI's taxonomy places the organism in Eukaryota, Fungi, Ascomycota, Sordariomycetes, Hypocreales, Hypocreaceae. The record is from RefSeq and is a predicted model, not a curated record.